AACAUGCGCACCCUGCGACAGCUGCCUGUCGCCUAAUUGUUGUCGCAGUCGAUUGCCCCGCGACCAUCAUUUAUCGAUAGCCUCCCGCCGCUAGACAUUUUGCCGACCAGCCCUCCGCUCAGCCUGAUGCUGCAACUGACCGCGGGCUCUGAGCCCACCAUGGCGAGCAAUCACCGGCAGCCCUAUGCAGAGGAUUACUUCUCUGACGACGGCCAAAACAAAAACAACAAUGGCGUCCCUAUCGGGGCCUUCACGCCAGAUGCGUCGCCAGGCAAGGCAAACGUCCGUACCAAACGCUCCAACCCCGAAGACUUGGGGACCGAAAAGACCCCUACCGGUCGAGUACCAACAUUCGACGUAAAGAGCGACUCUGGUGCUACGUCCCAACGAAGCCCGCCCGUCGUCAACACUGUCCCGGCAGCUCCUUCCCCAACUCCCGCGCAAAGAGCUCCCAGACCCCCUCCCUCACGCCAACAAAGUACUCAGAGUGCCCAAAGCUCUCAGAGUGCUUCCCGUCAUCCCUUGUCGCGCAGAGACUCACAGGCCUCACGGCGACCCCCUACUACUGAACGACGACCUACCAUCACGAGGGAGCCGGCACCCAAACGUAGGGACAGCCGAAAUGUAGACGAAUGCACGGUACCUGGCUGCACCGGGUGUGGACCUGAUGCCAUCGAAACUCGACCACGACAGUCACGCCGCCAAUCAAUGCUGCAGACCCAGCCAGCCGAGUCUGCCCCCGAUGUUUCCUACCCUCAUCCAUACGACACACGCUCGCAGGUCUCAGACCCUACGCAGUAUCAAGCUUCCUCUCCAAGGGAGGCUCAGCAGCCCCGAACGUACCACACACCGCAAGGUGGACCUGUCAUUCAGCCCGGCAUCUCACGCCGAUUGUCAGUCAACAGUCGCCAAGCUCGGCCCACCAGCUACCACGGAGAUCCCAAUUUCAACUGGCAACAGCCCGGCAUGCAUUCGUCCCACCCGAAUCUGUCUCACGAGCAUGGUCCACCUCUCUCGAGGUCAGCGUAUGGCAACCUGCCCUAUACUCAACCUCAAAUGAACGCCCCAUACAUACAGCAGUAUCAACCGCAGGGCCCAUCGCCAGCUGCAUUCUACCAAGCGCAACAAAUGCAGCCUACGCACAACCAACAGAGGCCACCUCUACAGGCGCGCGUCUCUCAGACGUCUGCUUAUGGAUACCCCAUACCGCCCCCGGUCGUGCAUGUAGAGCGUAGUGAUCGAAAUAUGCCCUCAGCAAGAUACCAUUCCAACGCUCCGCAUCAACUUCCGGCCCAACGUCGACAGCCACGCAUUGAGUAUCCCGACCAGGAGGAUUACGAUUCCCAGUCUGAAUCCGAGUCUGAGACUGAGUCCGAAGAAGACUAUGAGCCAGAGUACCAGCCCCAGUCUCGACUUCAGAAAGGUGCACCCCAACGGCGCCCGAGCCUACGCCAUGCAAAGACAACACCUGCUCCUCCGGCGCCUGAGCCAAGACGUCCACAGACAGUCGUCAUCCCUGAGCGACGUGUCUCUCGACGCGACCGCAACCUCGACCCUCGACCUACCCGCCGUACCUCGAUGAGUAGACCACCGCUCGUACCGUCUAUCAAGUCUGAGUCAACUUAUGAUACUCCGCGAGCUCGUGUUAUUGUAGAGAACCCGCAGUCUUCUCGUCGCGAGUCUUUACAGGCCUACGACAAGACCUUUAAGGAGCACCGCAGGGCACGGCAACAGGAGUACGAGCAAAAACUCCCGAAGCGAUCUUCAAGAGCCUACGACAACGUAGUCCUUGGCCAUGACUACGAGCGAGAUUAUCACGACGAUGACGAGGAAGCAGCGCUUGUUACGCGUGCCCCACUUCGUCGCCGUGAUACCGACACUGAGCCUCGUCGAAGACCUCAACGGUCCGUUGAAGUUAGGCAGGCUGCUGAUGCUGAGGACUACAUUAAUGCGAGACGUGGUGAGCGCGACACGUAUGCCGAUCAGACCUACGAGAUUGCCAAGAGACGGUCGUCACGGGCUUCUGGAGGACCUUCUGAGGCUGAGUCUUCCCGCAGCAAGGGCAGCGACAACAACGGCGAGAUCCGUCUUCGAAUUGGAAACGAUGCUCCGGUUACCCUCAGUCUCAACGGCGACAUGGAGGGGCGUACCCUACAGCUUGUUCCUAUUGAGAACGGGAUGAACGAACUGGUCAUCAGCAGUAAUUCUCGCAGUGGCGAGAGCACCUACCGAAGCGAGAGAGGAAGCACUCGGGGCGACAGAAAGACUAUUACGUCCGCUAGUCAGGCACGGAGAGACGCUGAGGAAAUGACAGAACGGAGCUCGCAGAGCAACCGCAGGAGACGGGAGACACGAGGUGAGCAAGAUGAACCGCGACGUGUUCUUCAUCGACAAACGCGCAGGGGGGAGCGAAAAGGGCCCGAGUACCAAUACUGAAGCGCCCCAUGCCCUUCAUACAGUAACGGGAAACUGUCUCUUGUUCGUUUCUUCGCGCGUACACGGUCGGUAGCACAUGUUGCAGCGUUUGUCUGGCUUUCUCUUUCUUGCUUCCUAGCAGAACGCUCAAGUCUGCACCAAAAGUUUCAGGCGGACAUCGCUGCCUCA
Messenger RNA from Macroventuria anomochaeta, 2604 nucleotides. RefSeq lists its product as uncharacterized. The transcript is spliced from 2 exons. Bases 127 to 2436 code for a protein of 769 amino acids. The record is from RefSeq and is a predicted model, not a curated record. Lineage: Eukaryota; Fungi; Ascomycota; Dothideomycetes; Pleosporales; Didymellaceae.